Molecule: messenger RNA, 2508 nt
Organism: Meloidogyne enterolobii
Lineage: Eukaryota; Metazoa; Nematoda; Chromadorea; Rhabditida; Meloidogynidae
Source: the annotation of a GenBank genome assembly
CCUCAUUGAACAACUUUUUUUAAAUUUUUUUUUGUUUAAUUCAUCUUUUUCGUUUAGUGAGUUUAAUAGUCGUUGAAUUAGGCGUUUUGAGUCUCUAAAAGUUUUGAGCAAAAACGGGAUAGACUUGAAACAUUUUUCUCGAUAAAAUUCAACUUGAAAGGCUAAUGAUGUGAGAGAGAUAAAAAUUCAAAAAAUAAGUUCAAUGAGACGGUUACUACUAUCACUUUUAGUUAAAGAAAACUGAUAAAAAUGAGUGUAUCUGACUUAAAUUUUUCUCCUAUUGCUCAGGAUAAAGAAGUCUCGACUUAUCGCGCACGAAGUCUCAGUCCAUUUUUUGUUAAAAACUUUGAAGAAGAAAAGUCUGAAGAAAAGAAAAUUAUCGUUAAACCUUCAAGGAAGAGAGGGUUUACUAACACAAGAACGAAAAGAAGCAGAUACACAAGGCCAACAUCAAAGGCUAGGUUAACUCAACAGGAGGAGAUUAAACAACAACUUUCUGCUACUUAUGCACUUAUUGAAGCGAAAAAACGAAAGGAUUGGGUUGGGAACAUCGAUGAAACGACGAAUUCGAGUAAUGAUAUGGAAGGAAGUGAAGGAGUUAAUCCAUCAUUAGACAUUAAUUUGGACGACAAACCUACGUGUUCAAAAGACGUCUUAAAUGAUGUUGAAACUGGGAGUGAUUCAACGCAAAUUGGACUCAUUGAUGAAGAUGAAGCACGUAAAAUUGAUAUGCUGCUAAAUUCAAAAGCUCCAGAAGAAGAAGAAGAAAAUGGUCAUGCAAGUGAAGCUUCGGCUGAUCGGAGCAAUACUAGCACUCCAUCUCCGGCAACUAGUGACCUUUUGUUGAUAAAUCGUCCACACCGUUCGCGUCGUCCGAAUACGAGAUACGAUAUUUAUGAAAAUGUUGGAAUUGUUGGCAGUGGUGAGAAGGGAGGACGGAAGCAACGAUCAGGAACACCAAAGCAAAAGUCCGAAAAAACACCAACAAAACAAGAACCAAAAAGUCCGGAAAAAACUGCGAAAAGAACACCAAUGAAAGUGUUUUCUGCUGGUAAACGAAGAAUUUUGUCUCACGGAACCGCUGAACGCAGAAUGAGACAGAAGCGUCAAAAAAUCCCAAUUGUUACAUCGAGUGCAGAAGCUGUUCACCAAGAAAACGUUGAUCUUACUAAAGUAAAGAAGGCGCCUCAAGCAGUAACUGUACCGACAACUGCAGCAGCAGCUCUCCGCGAAUUUCGAGAUUUUGUUCUUCCCGAUUCAAUAAAGACUGAUAAAUCUGGAAGUGAAACACCGACAGAAUUUUCAAAUGGUGCUAGAGGAGGAAGCGUUGCGGCAACAACUAAACAACAAAUUGAUCGUAUGUUGGACGAAAUUUGUGGAACUGACUCAAACUCUGCGAAUGAGGAGCAAUCUGAAACUCCACCAGUUUUAACAAAGGAGAAGCAACAAUUCCCCUCUGUUAUUACUGAUCGGUACAAAGAAGAACUGGUACUAUACACUCCACGGGCUAAAGUGCUUAAAGAGACGAAGACUAAAACUUCGACCACUUCUGACAAAUCAUCUUCUCAUCGAAAACAAAAUUUAAACGAAUUAGCCAAUGAAGAAGCGGAUGGAGAACUUUCAGUCCUUGGAACUAGUAAUGCGAAAGAAAAGAUAACUAAAUUUUCUCCAUCAGUAUCCAAUACAUCUGGAAAUCGUCCGUUACCACCGCCAAAACCUAAAGAUCUUGCUCAAAUUCCAGUUUAUUUAACGGAAACGCAGCGUGAUCUUUUCUUUAAGCCAUUGAAACCGCUUUUCAAUAAGAAUGUCAGUUCGGAUGGAUUAUGUCAAUGUGGAGAAUGUGGUGAUGUUCGUAAAAAUAUUAAGGAUGGGCGUCGUCAUAUGGUUUCGCAUAUUAGAGUUAUUCGUGUUCGUUGUUCGCUUUGUGAUGCUGGUGCAUUCUUCUGCUCUGAUAUGCGUGUUCAUUUAAUGUAUAGAUAUUGUGAGAAAUUAAAUUUGGCACCUGAUGAAUUUGUUGCACCGGGAGCAGACGUUCCGUGUAUGGAUAAGGAAAAGGCUGAUAUGCUCACGCAGCUGGUUGAUCCUUAUAAUCCUGGCCGUAUAAUGUAUUCAACUGGAAAAAUUGUUAGUUGGACAAAUCCAAGACCGUAUUAUCCAGAUCCAAAAAUUGAACGAAAUAUUUUGGGACCAGUACUUCCAGGGUAUGUUUCAAGCCCGCAUCCAUCGCCAAAGAAGAAACCAGUUCGUUCCGCGAUCCUUUCUUCGCCGAAAAAGUCUGUUUCUGUUACUCAUUCAAAGGAAUUGGAGAUAAAGAAACAAGAAUCAGAGCAAGAAAAGGAGGACAAAUCGUCACAACAAAAACUUCAAGAAGGCGAUGAAUCAAUUCAGCGCAAUCAAGUUGUAAAGGGAGGAGGGGAGACGGGAGAAAGUGUUGAAGGUGACGAUGGCAAUAAUUGCAAUACAACUCUUCCUACAGAUUCAAAUAAUCGAGAUCAUUCGUAUUUGUAA